Molecule: messenger RNA, 2599 nt
Organism: Neodiprion virginianus
Lineage: Eukaryota; Metazoa; Arthropoda; Insecta; Hymenoptera; Diprionidae
Product: solute carrier family 22 member 5-like
Exons: 10
Coding region: 384-2042 (552 amino acids)
Biological process (GO): transmembrane transport
Cellular component (GO): membrane
Molecular function (GO): transmembrane transporter activity
Source: RefSeq, a predicted model, not a curated record
CGGAUAGGCUCAUUGGAUUUUUAGUAUCUGUAUUAUAUAAUAUCGAUACAUUUUCCCGUGCCGUACUUUCACGAAAUCAUCCGUUGUAUGUAUAGUAGCGAUUGCAUAAUGAUGAAUACUACGUAUUUCUGACCGAAUAUAGAUUGAUUACGGUAUCAUGUAGAUUAGGUCUGUUGCGUGAUAAGCUCGAACAAAUUUACAGUACACUUCUUCGAAGAGACGCUUUUGCUGUAUAUCUAUCAGCAUUCUAUUACUUGAAGUGUACUCGAGUAGUGAAUAUAGUUUAUAGUUUUGUAGAUCAGUAGACUUGUAAUUCGCGUAUCGUAGAUUCCAUUCCAGACGCUUGAAACAAGCGAUUCUUCCGAGAGUUCUUUGUAUAUAAAAUGAAGAACUCUAAAUAUAGUCUUGGUUCUCAAAAUGAAAAUGAGGAUGAAACAUCAGAUGAAUUUCCGGAGGUCGACCAUAUUGGUCUUUACACAUUGGGCAUGUAUUUCAUUUUGAGCACGCCACUGAUACUAUCUGCUGCCCGAGGAUUAGGCUACGUUUUUACAACCGCACCAGUCAGUUACAGGUGUUUGGCAAAAGAGUGCGAAAAUCCCGGGGAUACUACUUUGCAUCCGUUAUGGUUACCAAACGCAGUUCCUUACACCGAUGGGAAACCGGCGACAUGUAGCCGGUUUACUGUACAGAAUGUUACGGACUCGUGCUUAACGACUGUUUUCACCAACGAUACCGAACCUUGUGAUGCCUGGGUGUAUGACCCUGAAGAGAUAACUAUUCUUAACGAAUGGGAUCUCACUUGUGAUAAUAACUUGUGGAAAUUGACGUUGCCAGGAACGAUAAAUAAUUUUGGCCAGUUUCUUGGUUUGACACUUUGCGGUCAUCUUUCGGAUAAAUACGGCAGACGGAACCUGUUGGUAGUUGCUACACUAAUGAGCUCGAUUUUCGGAUUGAUACGGUCCUUUUCGUUUAACUACUGGAUGUUCAUUACUUUCGAGUUCCUAGAUGCAUUCUCGGGCUCGGCCGUGUACAGUGCUGCGUUCGUGCUAGGGAUGGAGCUUGUUGGACCAAAAAAAAGAGCACUGGCAAGCAUUCUGACUUGCACCAUGUAUAUCGUGUUUGUGGUUUUCUUGGGGUUGUUCGCCAUGUGGUUUCGAUCUUGGCGGGUUCUGCUCCGGAUCUUUUACACAGCAGGAUUGUUUGCACUAUUCUUACCUUUCAUAGUGCCCGACUCUGUAAGAUGGCUGUUGAGCAAAGAAAGAAUUGAAGAGGCUGAAGCUGUUUUACGGAAAAUCGCGGCUGGUAAUAAAAUAGAAAUCUCCGAAAAGUCAAUACUAUUGAUAAGGAAUUGGAAGAACAAAAAUCACGACAAGGUCGACACAACUAACCCUCCAGACGUUUCUGCGGCGCGACAAGUUAUUGGCAACAGGACCGUUUUGAUUCGAUUGAUCAUUUGCACUUAUUGCUGGGUGGCUAACGUAUUCGUUUACUACGGAUUGUCAUUGGGUUCGAUCUAUGUGCCCGGAGACAAGUACAUCAAUUUUAUUUUGGUGAGCCUGGUUGAAAUUCCGGCUCUAUUUGUUGCGUGGAUCCUCGCAGAUUACCUUGGACGCAAACCGACGCUCAGCCUAACUUUUUUUUUGAGCGGAAUAUUCUGCAUCAUCACAAUCUUCAUUCCUGCAGAUUGGGGGUAUCUUCCACUAAUUGUCUUCUUGUGUGGUAAGUUCUGCAUCACGACUGCUUACCACUUGAUAUACAUGUACACAACGGAGAUGUUUCCUACGUCACUUCGUCACUCACUUCUCGGCCUGUGCAGUAUGGUUGGACGUAUCGGGUCUAUGUCAGCUCCGCAAACGCCAUUGCUAGCCCACUAUAUGAAGUCGCUACCUUUCAUAUUAUACGGGGUGAUGGGCAUCUCAGCGAGUUUUUUGUCCUUGAGCUUUCCGGAAACAUUGGGGAUAAAGCUUCCGGACACUGUCUGUGAAGCUGCGAAAAUCGGUGAAGCAAGGAAGAAAGAGCGAUCAGACAGCCGCGUUAUCUGAAAUAAUAUAAAUCUAUGAAACGUAGUAUCUUUACUCUUGAUGAUCUUAUACAAAAUAUCGAUAAUCUGUUAGUUGUAGGACAGUUGGAGAUAAUAUAAUUAAUGCUAUCUUAAAUCGUAUUGCAAGACAACAAAUGAUGGGAAUCAUUAUACAGUAAUUCUAGACCGCGUUACCAUGCUGUAAAAAUCUUUGUUUCCAUUAGUGAACAAAUGCUUAAUUAGAUAUAAAAUGUAACCUACUUUGCAUUGUGGAUGUUUUCUCAAGAAUUAGCUUGCUGAGACGUCUGGUUAAUAAGUUUUUACAAUCUGUUUGAUAUCCUUAUCAACUUACAUUUGGACAUAGUAUCAUCCAGUAUCAGCCACUUAUGAUUAUUUGAUUAACGUAAUAACUUUUCGUAUCAACAGGUUUUAGAUAAUUAGAAUUUAAAAUUAUUUAAUCACACAAUUAGAACUCACAUUGUCUAUGCGAAAACCCAUUUAACAUGGGAAAAAGAUCUGAUCAUAUUUAAUGUAUCUUAUAAAUAUUGAGAAGUUGACAAUAAACUUAUCGUUAUUGUA